AGUCAAGAAAAUCUAAUGCAAAUGGGCGAGUCAACGUAGGAGCAGCCCAUGUUCUGAUGUGCAGCUAAUGGGCUUAAAGCCCAUCAGGAAUUAGGAGUGAGAAACAAUGGUGGUGAAGUUAUAUCAUUGCAGUUUAAUCCAUUAUUUGUUCCUGUUUCUGAGCUUUGGUGGAAUAUUAUUGUCAAAGUGUGAGGUCUUUCUUGUUGGAGGUGAAGAUGGAUGGAACUCUGGCAUCAAUUUUGUUUCCUGGUCACAAACCCACAAUUUCACCAAAGGAGACGUUUUAGUUUUCAAUUACUCAAAGAAUGAGCACAAUGUGUAUGAAGUUAGUGAGGAGACAUACAGAUCAUGCAAUGCAAGCAAAGGAGUAGUGGGUGAAUAUGAUAGUGGAAAUGAUGAAAUUGAACUGAAAGAAGCAAGAAAAUAUUGGUUCAUUUGCAAUGUGGCUGGCCAUUGCUUGGGUGGAAUGAGGUUUGGAAUUGAGGUCAAUCAACCCAACUCUACCAUUCAUGUCCCAAAUAGUGAUUUUCAACCUCCUCCCCCAACCACCAACCAUGGUUCUUAUGAAAGCUACCAAAUUUGGAGCUCUACUUUGAUUUUCAUUAUAGCAUUUGGACUUGUAUUCCGUUGAGGUACGAACAUUGUGAUUCAAUGUUACGUUCGAUAAUCAUUUUUUUCUUUCGGAGAAUAAUAUAACAUUGCAAUUGUAGGAGUGAGAAUUUGAAUCUCGAACUUAUAAGGAAGAUUAUGAAUGCUUUCGCC
This is a messenger RNA of Momordica charantia (bitter melon), 762 nucleotides long. RefSeq names its product basic blue protein. Gene Ontology annotation, molecular function: electron transfer activity. NCBI's taxonomy places the organism in Eukaryota, Viridiplantae, Streptophyta, Magnoliopsida, Cucurbitales, Cucurbitaceae. The record is from RefSeq and is a predicted model, not a curated record. Gene Ontology annotation, cellular component: plasma membrane.